Messenger RNA from Hyaloperonospora brassicae, 1023 nucleotides. The record is from the annotation of a GenBank genome assembly. Lineage: Eukaryota; Oomycota; Peronosporomycetes; Peronosporales; Peronosporaceae.
AUGGCCACCAAGAUGAUUCAGGGCUGGGAAGAUAUGAAGUCCUUCAUGGUCCUCGAGUUCGGUGGUAUCAACGGGCAUAAGUUAACUCCAGCGAGUUGGAGUCGAGUAAUGGACGAGACGAAGCAAAUACUGGAGCGUGUUCCGGAGCUGGAACGUAACGCGUACACGACCGAAAUCGAAGCGAUUUCGAAGACACGCGGCGAACAAGUAGCCACGCUUCGUCGAUACCAACUCGCUGAGGACAUUGAAAGAACGUACCUUUCCACGACGGCCGUUGACAUUAUAACAUGGAUGGAUAAGAAACCACAAGGAGAUGCUGUCAAAGUCCUGACGCAGAACGGCUUCUUCCAAGAAUUUAGCUGUGCAAAAGUGAAGGCGUUGGAGAUGUGUUUCAAGCGGUCAGACGAUGCGUUCCUGUUCGAUACGCUUUCGGAAGGCUUUGGUGGUACCGAUAAGUUUGCGUCUCUCCUGUCGUCUGCAAAGCUGGGUCCCUUCACGCGUCAUGAAGCCGCGUCAUACCAACAUAGGCUGCUUGCAAGCUGGCAUGUGCAGGGUAGGACAGAAGGCGGUGGUCUGGUGGAUCUUCUGAAGCUGAAGACAAAUCCCCUGACGUAUGAAACCUUGGACACUUUGGUCGAAUACAUCGCACUAAAUGGAGGAAAAGAAAAGCUGACCCCAGAUCGGGCCUGUUCAAAAACGAUUUUGUAUCUCAGAACGUGGUUGGGUGACGGCGCAGUCGUAAGGGCUAUCAGGGACGGGAAAAUGGAUGUUAAAUCCGCCACGUGGCAUUUGCGUGAUAGGUACAAUGAUAAAGACAUCGCCUUGAUCAAUGAUGACGACGAAAGCUACAUGAACGAGUUCGAGAACGAGCUGAUGGCCCACUUUUUCAUCGACAAGCUGCAUCCUAGCGCGUUCCAAACGAACCCGUUCCAUCAUACAGAAGCGUAUAGCAACCAGUUCCAUGAAGAUUACACGGCGUUUUACAACAGGAACAAGGAACUCUGGGGACUUACCCGUCGCUAG